CUGUCAUUUUCGCCAUCUCCCUUCCUUCUCUCCUAUAUAAGCAUAUCCAUCCGCAAUGCAUCAGAAAAACGCACCCCCACCAACGAUAUCCAACAUGGUCACCAAGUCCAGUCCUCUCUUCUGCUUGGCCUGCUUUCUUUUGCUGUUGAUUACUCCGUUCCCAGAAGCAAGAGCUCAAGACAAUUCUUGCCUCAACCAGCUCUCCCCUUGCCUCAAUUACCUCAAUGGCAACAGAGAACCUCCUGAUAGCUGCUGCGAUCCUCUCAAAUCUGUGAUCCGAUCAGACCCACAAUGCCUUUGCAGCCUUGUGAGCAAUAAAGGAACGAGACAGGCUGAGCAGGCUGGCAUUAAUAUUACUGAGGCUCAGACCUUGCCUGGGAGAUGUGGCCAACGUGUUAAUCCUUUGUCCUGCCUCUCAUCAAGUUCUCCUGGUUCCCAUAAUACUGCUCAGAACUCAGCAGCUAAGAUAGUGGACCUCUCUCAAGGGGUUACGAUGAUCUUGGUUUUGUUAAUUACUGCUCAGAUGCUGUGGGUGUAGGCUGGAGAUUGCUGCUGGAAUUUGAGAGUUUUUCUAUUGUCUUUUUCCUGAUCGUGAAUUGAUACCUGGCUUGAGAACUUGAGAUGUGAUGUAACUAGUUUGCUCUAGGAAAAAUAAAAAAAUAAAUAAAAAUACUAUGCUUCAUUUUUCA
Messenger RNA from Prosopis cineraria, 689 nucleotides. RefSeq names its product non-specific lipid transfer protein GPI-anchored 30. Gene Ontology annotation, biological process: lipid transport. The transcript is spliced from 2 exons. NCBI's taxonomy places the organism in Eukaryota, Viridiplantae, Streptophyta, Magnoliopsida, Fabales, Fabaceae. Bases 56 to 538 code for a protein of 160 amino acids. The record is from RefSeq and is a predicted model, not a curated record. Gene Ontology annotation, molecular function: lipid binding.